Molecule: messenger RNA, 4376 nt
Organism: Lethenteron reissneri (Far Eastern brook lamprey)
Lineage: Eukaryota; Metazoa; Chordata; Hyperoartia; Petromyzontiformes; Petromyzontidae
Product: RNA-binding protein MEX3B-like
Molecular function (GO): RNA binding
Source: RefSeq, a predicted model, not a curated record
UGUUGUUGGUGGCAGUGCCGAUAAUGUUAUUAUUUUGAGUAAAUGGACUCGCUUUGUAAUUCUGAUGUCUGCGCCUUGUGUCGACCCUCUUACUCUCUCUGUCCUCCUUCCAACCACGAUCAAACUUUAACCCUUCGUUAAUAAAACUCACAUAAUACAAAAUACACGCGCAUACGUAAACACGCGUAAUGCACAUUCACAUACACGCACGAUAAACACGAACACUUCACAUACAAUACACACAUACACAAAUAAACACACGUAUAAUACGCUGACAAUACACGGUCAAACAAUGCAUGCACUCUGUAUGCUCUAUACACCGCUGACUCACUGACUGACAUACACUAAUCACAUGCAUAUACAAUGGCAUACACACACUUUGACAUAUACACACUGACACACACUUUGACACACAUACACACUAACACACAUUUUGACACACAUUGACACAUACACACACUUUGACACACUAACACACACACACUUUGACACACACUGACACACUUUCACACACACUGACACACGCACUGACACAUACUGACACACACUGACACACACACAUACACACUGACACUAACACACACACUGACACACACACUGACACACACACUGACAUACUGACACACACACUGAUACACAUUGACACACACUUUGACACACACACACACUAACACACACACACUGACACACACACACUAACACACACACUGACACACACACACUUUGACACACACAUACACAAUGACACUUACACACACUAACACACAUACUAACACACAACCUGACACACAUACACACACACACUGACACACGCUACAGAUGUAUCGGGACAGGCGCUCACACGCACCGCCUCCCCGAGCAGCCGUGGUCGCCAGGAAUCGCCUCCUCCACCACCACCACCACCAGCAGCAGCCUCUCCACCAUCCCCACCACCACCACAACGACCACCACCACCAGCCUCUCCACCACCACCAGCCUCACCACCACCACCAGCAGCCUCAGCACCACCACGACCACCACCCCUCGGCGUCAUGCCGAGCUCGCUUUUCGCAGACAUGGACCAGCGAGGCGGCGGCAGCAGCAGCAGCAGCGGCAGCAGCAGCGAUGAGCUGGGCGUGGGUGGAGGAGGAGGAGGUGGAGUCGUCCAUCGCCACCUCCACCCCGAGUCGUCGUUUGACGAGCGCCGGGCGUUGCAGAUCGCCCUGGACCAGCUGACUCUGCUGGGGCUGGACGGGGUCCCGGGACCAACUCCUGGGCCGGUGGUGGUUCCAUCAUCAUCAUCAGCAGCAGCUGUAGCAGCAGCUGGUGACAGCAGCAGCAGCAGCAACGGUGGCGGUGGUGGUGAAGAUGCAGAGAUGGAAGAUGAUGAGGAUGAUGAGGGCCAUCAUCAUCAUCAGUCGUCUGUGAGCCACGCCGCUCUGCUGCUGUUUGGAGGAGGUGGUGGAGGUGGAGGUGGUGGAGGAGGAGGUGGAGGUGGUGGAGGUCUGGGAGGGGUCCUGGACGCCAACUCUGUCUCCUCUCCCUCGUGCUGCAGCAGCAGCAAGCGCGGCCACAACUCCACCGAGUGCGUCUCCGUGCCCAGCUCGGAGCACGUCGCUGAGAUCGUGGGCAGGCAGGGUUGCAAGAUUAAGGCGCUUCGGGCGAAGACCAACACGUACAUCAAGACCCCCGUGCGAGGCGAGGAGCCGGUGUUCGUGAUCACGGGGCGUCAGGAGGACGUGGCCAUGGCCAAACGAGAAAUUCUCUCGGCCGCCGAACAUUUCUCGGUCAUCCGUGCCUCGCGCAACAAGCCCGGGGCUCUGGGAUUGCCCAGCGGGGGGCCCGUGCCGGGCCCCCCGCCCCCCGUGCCAGGCCAGACCACCAUCCAGGUGCGCGUGCCUUACCGCGUCGUGGGCCUGGUGGUGGGGCCCAAGGGCGCCACGAUCAAGCGCAUCCAGCAGGGUACGCACACGUACAUCGUGACGCCGAGCCGAGACAAGGAGCCCGUGUUCGAGGUGACGGGCAUGCCCGAGAACGUGGACCGCGCGCGCGAGGAGAUCGAGGCGCACAUCGCCCUACGCACGGGCGGUCUCAUCGAGUUCAACGACGAAAACGACUUCCACGUGAACGGCACCGACGUCGGCUUCGACAACGGCGGCAACGGCGGCGGCUACCAACCCGGCAGCCUGUGGAUCCGCCCGCCGCGCAAGCCGUUCUCCACCAACCGCAACGACAGCUCCAGCUCGCUGGGCAGCGGCGGCGGCUCCACCAGCGACUCGCACCUCGGCGGAGGGAGCGGAGGGAGCGGCGGCAGUGGCGGCAGCGGCGGCAGCGGCGGCGGCGGAAGCAGCAGCAGCAACGGUGGCCGCUACAGUGCCGACUUCAGCCCGACGAGCCCGUUCGGCAGCAGCGGGGCCUUUGGAUUCGGAGACUCGCUCACAUCGCUCAGUUCCGAAGAGCUGCUCAUCGAGUCGUCGUCUGGCACGUUGGAGGCAGGCCCCACGGCCCUCCUCUGGGCCCACUUUGAGCGCACCAACCCGCUCGCGGUGCUGGGCAGCCUUCCCGGCCAUUUGCACGGGCAAGGCGGCGGCGGCGGGGCCGCAGGGCUCAGGGGCCGGCACUCGGUCGCGGCCAUCAUCACCAACGGAAGCCGCCUGUCUCCCACCUUCGGCACGGAUAACGGCCCGCUGCUGGACCACCCGCUGGCGCGGCGCGCGCGCAGCGACCCGCUCACGCAGGGCCUGCCUAAGUACGGGCUGAGCCCGCCCGAGCUGGCCGACAGCUGCGGCAGCGGCAACGAGAGCGACGGCAGCCUGGGCUCCGGCUUUGGCGGCACUGCCUCGGGCUCCCCGGGCGAGAUGGCCGACGUGGGCGAGGGCCGGGUGGCCCGCGACUGCGCGGUGUGCCGGGAGAGCGCGGUGACGGCCGCCCUCGUGCCCUGCGGCCACAAUCUGUUCUGCAUGGAGUGUGCGAGCGGUAUCUGUGAGAAGGGGGAGGAGCCCAGGUGCCCUGUGUGCCUCACCACCGUUACUCAGGCCAUCCGCAUAUUCUCGUAAUCGUAAGCCACUGAUGUAUAGCAGCACACAGCCACUGUGUCCCUUCAAGUACUCCUAUGUACAUCAAAGAUAAUGCUAUGAAAAUACAGGUCAGGUAUAACCAUACUGUAUACUCUUUAUAUUAUAUAUUCACACAGAUAAAUAUAUUUUUGUUUUUGACUUGAAGAAUGGCAGUAUAUUUCUUAUAAUAAAUGUUUACUAUUUAGUACAUUAAUUUAAUUUAUGAGUUUUAAAUUGGAUUUACUUUUUUUUAUUUAGGGUGGCCUUUUGGCUUCUAUGGCAUGACACUGUUAACUCAUUUUAUUAACAAGCUCUACUGAAUAUCGACACAAUUGCUGUUUAUGCAUCGCGGUUGACAGUAUUGUAUUAAAUAUUACAUAAGAACAUAAUAUACUCAUCUAUAGCAUUUCACUUAGCAUGUUUAUAAUGGUACACUGUAUGUGAUAAAUUCCUCUAUAUUAAUAGAACAAAGAAUAACCAAUGUGUAAGUAUGCUUUUCUAUGCUAUUUCUAUAACAUAAAGUAGUGAAUGAAAAUCCAUUGCACCAAUAUACUUUUCUUAUUUGCUAUUUUAGUAUGUUUACCACAAGUUUAUGUAUAUGUAGGUAAAGUUAAUGAGUCUAUACUUUAUUAAACAGAAGUGAAAAUAUAUUUUUAUUUUCUGAUACAGGCCUUUAACGGUAUGUGGCCAAAUACUAAUAUUAUAUUUGCAGAUAUGAGAAUUAAUGAGAAUUGUAUUGUUUUAUUUUUCUGCCGUAUUGAUGUUCCGCCUAAUAUCUGGUGGAAGUUCGUUGUUUAUUUCUAGAAUUUUAUUGCACUCAAAAAAAGUUGAAACAAAGUUUAAGCACAUGGCGUAAUGGUCCUUGUAUGAAUAGCCGUAUUGAACUGUGGAAGAUGUUUAUGCCGACAUGGAAAGUUAGUUUGAUGGAUAAUAAAUAAACUUGACCAUUAACAUAUAUGUUUAUUGCUAUUUCUGCUGUCUCAGACCAUCAGUAGAACAUGCCUAAUUUUAUUUUGAUCUCAAUGGCAAGGUAAAUGGAAUUGACAAAGGAAUACAUUACUGUAUGCCAAUUUUUUUGUGACAAUCUUGGAAUGACUUAAGCUAAAUGGAUAUUGAGACAAUUUCAUUUGUAUGUGUGUUAAGAAGCUAAUGGUCUACAUCUGGUGAUUAAAGAAGCUAAAUAAGACUAAUAUUUAAAAAGACAUGUAUGUAUUAGACCGUUAGUCAAGUUUAGGCAGUGACAUUCUGCUAGGAAUGGUAAAUUUUUUCUAAAUGUAUUUUAUAUGUGUGUGUAUGUAUGUAUUUUAAUGUAUUUUUUAAAUAAAAUAUCAUUUAAGUUAU